This is a messenger RNA of Vollenhovia emeryi, 810 nucleotides long. RefSeq lists its product as uncharacterized. Lineage: Eukaryota; Metazoa; Arthropoda; Insecta; Hymenoptera; Formicidae. The record is from RefSeq and is a predicted model, not a curated record. Bases 119 to 565 code for a protein of 148 amino acids. The transcript is spliced from 2 exons.
GUAUAAAAAGACAUUCUCGGAUGAGAAAAUUAGUUUCGUGCAGUUAACAAUUCAGUCUAAGUACAGAAGUCGUACAUUUUGUGUUUACAGAAGCGUUAUUUGAGUUCAAUUUCUCAUCAUGGCUCGAAGACACAUAAUUUCUGCGGCCUUCCUGAUGCUCGUUUCUGCAAAUAUGAUACAAGGAGCAGCAAUUGUGGAAACAGCACCAAGUUUCUUCCAUGAAAGCACUUUUCCCAAUUUCGUGAACCUUGUCGGUCUACCCAGGAUUGGCGAGUUAUCUCAUAAUGCUGCGUCAUCAGCGGCUAGUGCAGCAUCGAGCGCUGUCAACGGCUUCAAAACGUACGUUGAUAACUUCCGUACUGGUUUGGCCCAGCAUAUACAAGUUCCACCUUCAUAUCCUAUCUUGCACCGCUUUGUGCAUGGAGACAUAUGGCCGAGUUAUGGCGGUCCAGCAACGGGAAUUGUUUCUGACGGUGUAAUAGCGCCACGUUUUUCAAGACGCUACGGUGCUAAAAAUGGUGCUGCUUCCGCUGCAAGUUCUGCUGCAUCUGGGCACGCAGUAUAGCGUUAAGCUUGCAAUCCACAAAAAAAUGUCGAAGCUGAAAUAUUAUAUGCAUAAUAUAUAAUGCAAUAGAUUUCUACAAUGUCCUUAAUAUGCUUACUGAUAAGUAAGUUUAAUUAAGUACAAUCAAAAUAAUAAAAGGAAGUAACCUCAAGUAACAUGUAAUUUCAACAUUUGUUAAUUACACAAUAGAUGUAAGGUACUUGUUUCUUGACAUAAAAAAAUAAAAAAUUCUUUCCUUAUGGAUA